Molecule: messenger RNA, 2065 nt
Organism: Episyrphus balteatus (marmalade hoverfly)
Lineage: Eukaryota; Metazoa; Arthropoda; Insecta; Diptera; Syrphidae
Gene: NANS
Product: sialic acid synthase
Exons: 3
Coding region: 1206-2012 (268 amino acids)
Biological process (GO): carbohydrate biosynthetic process
Molecular function (GO): N-acylneuraminate-9-phosphate synthase activity
Source: RefSeq, a predicted model, not a curated record
GACUCGUAUAUUGAUCAACACGUUCAACAUACGUUUAAAAUCUAUGUACCUACUGAAUCUGAAUGUUUGAAAUUCAACACGGUCUUAAAUGGUUUUAAAACAUGCUCCCACUAAAUUCCAAAUGAGAUAAUUUCGCAAAAUUAUCUAAUAUCGACUGUAAAAUCGAAUAGGAAAUAAUUUCAUUCGCUAUCCGAAAUGAGAUAAUUUGUGAAAUUAUAUCAUUUGGGCUCUAGUAAAAACAGGGUCACUGAUAUUCAUGGUAUAAAAAGACAAGGUAUGAUCAUUAGAGCCUCCAUCUUACAAAAUGGUUUAAUAAGGUUUUGACGUUUGGCAUUUCGCAAAGUCAAAAGCAACAACAAUUUCGAAGACAAAUUUGUUUACAACAACAAUUUCAAUGGGCUGGGCUGUCAAAACCUUAAGUAGCCAUAAGUUUUGACAGUUCUCGAUACUGAGUUUUUUCUAAUGAUCAUACCUUCUCUUUUUAUACCAUGACUGAUAUUGACACUUAGAGGAUAUAAUAUAUGGAGUGCUUGUUCCUAUACCUAAUACAUUGUAACGCCAUAUGCAUGGAUAGGGGUCGCUGCCUUCGUUUUUCAGUGAGAGUCCGGUUCCGCAGCUGUAAAUAAACACGCUUGUUGAUGACAGCCAUCAAAUGAAAAUAAAAUGGAGGCAUGCACUCAUCGAAAAACUUAAAGAAACUAGAGCCCUCUAUAAAAGCUUCACGGAACUAACAGCACAUAGCACUCCAUAUAUUAUAUCCUCUAAGUAUUGACAUGACAACUUGUAAUUUGCUUAAAAAAUAUUUCUUUUCUGAUAUUCGUCCAUUAAUAUCGUUUACAUCAAACAAAGAACAAACAUAAAUUUUUCGGACUUGGGAAAACGAAUCUUUUAUCCUGCAUUAAGAGGCAAUUUUAAAUUUUUACCAGAGAAGUGUUUUUUAUAACAUCCGAUAGAGGCACAACCAAUUUAUAGUCUCAUUUCCUAGCUGUUUUAAUGAUAAAAUCGGCUGUAACUGUGUAAAGUUUCAAAAAUCUUGUUUAAAUUCAAAAUUUACAAAAAGUGCGCUAGACAGGCCUUAUACAGGACACAAUUCGUGGGGAAAUACAUAUGGAGAACACAAAGCCUUUCUAGAAUUUUCAAUAGAUGAAUAUAAGAUAUUACAGAAAUACAGCAAUGAUCUGGGCAUAUUUUUUUCAGCUUCAGCAAUGGAUGAGGUAUCAUUGGAUGACUUACGAUCGAUGGACUUGCCGUUCAUUAAAAUUGGCUCUGGAGAUGCUAACAAUUUUACCUUGUUGGAAAAAGCCUCAAAAAUUCAGUUGCCACUCAUUAUAUCCACAGGAAUGCAAACUAUGUCAACAAUUGAAAAUAUUGUACAAAUUAUGAGAUCGUCCUCCAAGACCAAUUUUGCUCUUCUUCAUUGUGUAUCCUCUUAUCCAACAAAACCUGAAGAUUGCAAUUUGCUUACAAUACAAUUGUUGCAAAAAAAAUUCCCUGAUGUUGUAAUUGGUUAUUCUGGUCACGAAGUAGUUCCAUAUAUAUCAGAAGCUGCUGUUUUACUUGGAGCAAAAAUAGUCGAAAGACAUAUAACGUUAGAUAAAAAGCAAAAAGGUUCCGAUCAUCUAUGUUCCUUAACUCCCAACGAGUUUCAAAGAUUAAUUAAAUCUAUAAGAUACUAUGAAGACAACAAGCUGCUGGAUGUACCUCAGUCAACACAAUUUAUCAUCGAUCAUUUUAAUGGGGACGAAAAUGUCAAAAAAUCUUUAGGACAUGUAUAUGGAAGAGACAUCUUGAAUUGUGAACUUGAUUGCCGAAAAAAAUUAGGCAAGUCCUUGGUAACCUCCAAAGAAAUUCGCAAAGGAGAGAUAUUAACAUUGAAAAACAUUAUGAUAAAAGUCAGUGAACCACCCGGGCUAACCGCAGAACGACUAAAAGAUUGUUUGGGUAAACCUACGAAUAAAGAUCUUAAAAUAGAUGAACCACUCCAAGCCGAAGAUAUUUUCGAGUUUAAAUGAUUUUUCAAUUUAAGGAAUGUAUAGCGGUAAUAAAGUAGUAUUUUAUUUACUUA